AAAGUGAAAGUACACAGUUGUCUGUGUUGCUGCACUUUCCUGACACACACGUUAUCUGUCCUCGUCUCGUCCUCGUCAUGUCUCACUCUGAUCUGUGUCUGGAGGCUCUGUCUGCGCUGUCCUCGUGUCACGUGGUGUCCACCUCUGGACCGUCACUCUUCACUCCACAGGACUUUGUCAACGUCGUGGCCCUGAAGGAGUUUUACAAGCAGGAGGGUUUUAAAGAGCUGGAGUACCCGGGCCUGGGCACCAUGAGCCUGGACCAGGACCUGGACCAGGACCUGGACCUGUACAGCCCCCCACCAGCACUGUGUGAAAGUCCUGGACCACAAGAGAGUCUCCAAAAAACUAUCAAGAUCAACUUUAAAGAAUUCUUUCACCCAAACUACGACUAUGACUUCACCAACAUCAGGGACGGAGACACAGAGUUCCUGCGUGGUAACGAGCGCUAUGUCCGUCCCUGCGGGUGGAGACGCGUCGCCCUGCGAGUGGUGCAGAUGUACGACAACGACAGCUGGCUGGGGACGGGUAAAGAGGCGUGGCCCGUGUCUUACCACGCCCACCACAUGGACGGGUCCCUCGGUGUCAUCCUGACCCACGGUGGGAAACCUGACCACCAGCCGGAGUUCCUGGAAUUGGCGGCGGCGGCGCUUCAGCACGGCGGGAACACGCAGGGCAGAGGCGUGUACUCCACGCCCGACAUCAAGAUGGCCGACAAAUACUGCAAGACAUUCAAGUCUAAAGUGGACGGUAAGACGUACAAGGUGGUCCUUCAGAACCGCAUCAACCCGGAGAAGAGGAUCCACUGUCAGAGAGACGACGUGUGGUUGGUCUACAUCCCUGAAGGUUCUAACCCCGUCCAGACCAGGGUCCUUGUCCAGGACUCACUGAGACCGUACGGCCUGCUCCUGAAACAGCUGUAGAGACAGGACACGCCCACCCAUCAAACAACUUCCUGUUUGUUUUCUGAUGGAUGAGGAACUUCCUGUGAUGAAUACAAGUAGGUUUAAUAAAAACAGGAAAUAACUCA
Molecule: messenger RNA, 1030 nt
Organism: Solea senegalensis (Senegalese sole)
Lineage: Eukaryota; Metazoa; Chordata; Actinopteri; Pleuronectiformes; Soleidae
Exons: 2
Coding region: 78-923 (281 amino acids)
Source: RefSeq, a predicted model, not a curated record